Messenger RNA from Scheffersomyces stipitis CBS 6054, 1260 nucleotides. RefSeq lists its product as uncharacterized. The annotation marks the transcript as partial. The record is from RefSeq and is a predicted model, not a curated record. Gene Ontology annotation, molecular function: protein binding. NCBI's taxonomy places the organism in Eukaryota, Fungi, Ascomycota, Pichiomycetes, Serinales, Debaryomycetaceae. The transcript has a single exon.
UCUCGAAAUGUAAGCUCUAGUACCAAAAAGAUUCAGUUUCGUAUUAUGGUUGGAUCGUAUGAACACAAUUUGUUAUGUGUUUCUGUCAUUUUGGAUGCUGCUGCAGAAAAAGAAGCUGUUUUUCAACCAAUUUUCCAUUUUCAAGCACAUGCCCUUUCCAUCAAAUCCAUGGAUAUUGCCAAGCGAUACCUUGUUACCGGAUCCAAUGAUGAGCAUAUAAGAAUAUACGAUCUUCAGAAGAGAAAAGAAUUGGGUCAUUUGUUGAGUCAUGAAGGUACGAUUACCACUCUUAAAUUUUCUAAAGAAGUCUCAGUAGACCAUCCUGAAUUCGCAGAGAAAUCUGGCAAGUGGCUUUUGUCUGGAUCUGAAGAUGGCAAGAUCAUCAUAUGGAGAACCAAAGACUGGGAAACGUUUGGAACCUUGAAGGGACAUACCGGUAAAGUAAAUGACUUGGCUAUACACCCCAGUGGCAGAGUAGCAAUUUCCGUCUCACAGGAUAAGACUAUCAGGUUGUGGAACUUGAUGACGGCUAAGAAAGCAGCAGUUCUCAAGAUCAAGGGUAAGGAUCAUUUGGGCCAGAGUGGAGAUUUUGUAAGAUGGUCUGUAGACGGAAAAUAUUUCCUUGUCGGGUUAUUGAACCAGAUCUUGGUUUACAAUACUUCCUCAGCUAAAAUUGUUAAGAAAAUCUCGUUCAAGUCGACGUUGAUGACAUUAGACAUAGUAAGAAUAGAAGGAAAGGAAUGGCUUGUCACAGGUCACGGUGAUGGUACCAUUGAUUUCUUUGACUUCGAGCAACAAGUAUUAGCAUCUAUUGUAGAAAAUGAAGAAGAGUCAAAAGUGUGGGACUCCAAGGCCGAGAAGUUGACUGCUGAUUUCAUAUUAAGGGGCCAUACUAACCGUAUCAAAGGCUUUACUUUCUAUAGCCAUCCUCAGGAAACUGGAGGAAUUCCUCUUCUCAUUUCUGUUUCAUCCGAUGGAAAGAUUGUAAUCUGGAAUCUUUCUGAAAAUGUUAGAGACCAAGUUGCUGUCUACGACACCGGUGAAAGAUUAAACUGUGUAGCAGCAUGUUCUGAAAAUGUGGAAAAGGUGGAUUCCAUGAAGAGACGUUUCAAUAGCAUGGGCGAACUCAAGGGCGAAGAGGUAGACGGUGCCAUCAGCGAAUCAGAGUACGAAACUGAUGGAGAAGAAAUCAAAAAGAUCAUGUUGAAGGGCAAGAAAAAGGGCAACAAGAAGAGAAAGGUUAAAGUUACGUUGGAAUAA